Mycotypha africana is the source of this 174-nucleotide messenger RNA. RefSeq names its product plasma membrane proteolipid 3. The record is from RefSeq and is a predicted model, not a curated record. Gene Ontology annotation, cellular component: membrane. Bases 1 to 174 code for a protein of 57 amino acids. Lineage: Eukaryota; Fungi; Mucoromycota; Mucoromycetes; Mucorales; Mycotyphaceae. The transcript is spliced from 4 exons.
AUGGCCUUCACUGCUUCUGAUAUUUGUAAAAUUAUUGGUGCUAUCAUUUUGCCUCCUCUUGGCGUUUUCCUUGAAAAGGGCUGUAACGUUGACCUCCUCAUCAAUAUUGCUUUGACUUGUCUUGGUUUCAUUCCCGGUAUCAUUCACGCUCUCUAUAUUAUCUUGAAGUAUUAA